Cadophora gregata is the source of this 2646-nucleotide messenger RNA. RefSeq names its product putative ATP-dependent RNA helicase dhr2 (gene DHR2). The coding region runs from base 1 to 2646 and encodes 881 amino acids. The transcript is spliced from 2 exons. Gene Ontology annotation, cellular component: catalytic step 2 spliceosome; intracellular anatomical structure. Gene Ontology annotation, molecular function: RNA binding; ATP binding. The record is from RefSeq and is a predicted model, not a curated record. NCBI's taxonomy places the organism in Eukaryota, Fungi, Ascomycota, Leotiomycetes, Helotiales, Ploettnerulaceae.
AUGCCUGAGAAAGUCCAUCUCAAAUUUGACGACAGUGCAGCGAGCCAGCAAGAUACGAGCGUUCCCGUUGACACUCAAAAGACGAAGCAAUUGUCUGAUAUAAAUGGAGUGAAGCGCAUGAGGGAUGGGAGCCCAAAGGUCACAGAUUAUACCGAGCGAAAAGGAAGACUGAGGCAUGCAAAGCCCGACGGAAGCCAUAUGACCAGCACCGGCACGACACAGGCAGCACAUACAUCUCUCUCUGGGGCAACCAGGCAAAAUGACGACCAAAAAUUCUCGGGGAAAGCUACUUUCUCAAAUAGCCUGUCUCAUGGCUUGAAAAUAUCUCAACGCCAAAGAAACAGCUCUAGACGCGAGGACAUAAAUCGCCAAAAUGUUCAUCGCAUCGCUCAGCAGCUCGAAGCUACUCGAAAGCUACUGCCUAUAUGGCCCAAGAAAGAGGACAUUCGAGGGGCUUUACUGAAUAACGACGUUUUGCUUCUCAAUGGAGAGACGGGUUCUGGAAAGAGUACUCAGGUGCCGCAGUUUCUGUACACGGAGCCUUGGUGUCAGAGGCAAACGGUCCAGAUCCAAAAAGACGGAGGAGAGACGGCAGAAGUGUCUGUUGGAGGGGUUAUAGCUAUCACACAGCCCCGUCGUGUGGCUGCUAUGACUCUGGCACGACGCGUUGCGUCUGAGAUGGGAUCUCCGUUCUCUGGAGGAGUAGGAGAAGUCGGAUACGCCGUUCGUUUCGACUCAUUUCUACCUAAGGGGAUGAAGAUAAAGUUCGUGACCGAGGGUAUGCUACUGCAAGAGAUGCUGCACGACCCUCAUCUUCGAAAAUAUAGCGCGGUCAUUGUCGACGAGAUACACGAGAGGAGCGUCGAUGUGGACCUUAUCGCAGGAUUUCUCAGGAAGCUUGUUCAUGGCGACAAGAAGGGUCGUGGUGGUGUUUCGCUGAAAGUCAUUAUUAUGAGUGCAACUCUUGACCUGGCUCGGAUUGAAGCAUUUUUUGCAAGACCAACCAUCGCACCUCGAUACACACCAGAGCCAAACCAACCUAAAAUAUCCGCUGGAUCAUCCCCAUCUUGGGAAGGGCUCAGCAACUCCGACAAUGGGAUUGGGAACAUGGAUAGAGUGAUCCAAGCUCCCGAUAAGGGAAUUGCGCUUGGUAAAACCCCGAACUCCAGUAUACAGUCAAGUAUCAGUGGCACCGUGCCGAAGUCAUCUGCUCACCUGUCUCAACCUAAGCACAAUGGUGUUGCUGUGGUAUAUGUUCGUGGAAGACAAUAUGACGUCGAGAUCAUAUACGAGGGUAAACCAACGCAGGAUUAUUUGCAUACGAUUCUGCAGACAGUCCUCCAGCUGCAUAUGACAGAGCCCCUACCUGGAGAUAUUCUCGUCUUUCUGACAGGGCAGGACGAAAUCGAGUCCCUGCGCACUGCGCUUAGUGAUCAAGCAGAGAAAAUUGUCAAAACACUCCCUCGGAUGAAGAUCGUGCCUCUUUAUGGCGCCCUACCAGCUGCAGCUCAGCAAGAGGCGUUCGAAAAAGUGAAGGAGAAAUUUACGCGUAAAAUCGUGCUAGCUACGAACAUUGCAGAGACAUCUGUUACAGUAUCUGGGGUUAGAUUUGUCGUUGAUUGUGGAAAGUCAAAGGUCAAACAAUACCGGCCUCGUCUAGGGAUGGAGUCUCUCCUGGCCAAACCAAUAUCCCGGGUCUCUGCUAUCCAGCGAGCUGGCCGUGCUGGUCGUGAGGCGAAAGGGAAAUGCUUCAGAAUUUACACCGAAGAAGACUACCUUAAACUCGAUCAAGACGAGCUCCCAGAAAUCCUACGUAGCGAUGUAGUAGAGGCCGUGCUGAAGAUGAAAUCCCGUGGAGUUGGCAAUAUUUUGGAUUUCCCAUUAAUGGACUCGCCCGAUACCAUGGCAAUUCAAAAUGCUCUAAAGCAGCUUCAUAUAAUGGGCGCCGUAGACGACGAAGGCAAUAUCACAACUGUGGGCAAGAAUAUAGCAACUUUCCCUCUCCCCGCCACAUAUGGUCGAGUUCUCAUAGCCGCCGCUGAGCCUGGAUCUCACAUAUUACUCGAUGUCAUUGACAUCAUAUCAUGUCUCACCACUGAUUCGGAAAUAUUCAACCAACCCAAGUCUGAGGAUGAUCAAGAACACAUUAUCGAAGCACGCAAGGACCUACUGUCACCAGACGGUGAUAUUAUCACCUUCUUGGGGGUCAUUGGAAAGUAUGCUUCUGUAACUCAUACCGACCGACUUGGCUGGUGCAGACAGCGACUUAUAGCUCCUCGUGCUAUGAAAAUGGCACUCCAAAUUCGCCAACAGCUCCGUCAGAUCUGUCGUCAGCAGAAACUUCUUUCGGAACUCCCACCUACAGAUGCAGAACCCUACGAGAAAAUUUCUCCCGGAAAGGUUGCUGUUAUUCUCAAAACAUUCUUGACCGCGUUCGCCCCUAAGACUGCCCUCCUGGCCCCAGAUGGAAGCUAUAUGAUGGCCGUUGGAAAAAAUCCGAUCGCAGUGCAUCCAUCAAGUGUGCUCUUUGGGCAGAAGAAAUCGGAAGCAAUUAUGUUUCUUGAGCAUGUCUUCACUACAAAGAAUUACGCCAAAAAAGUAAGCCCAGUCCAAGCUAACUGGAUUGAAGAAGCUUUCAUGAUAUAG